Molecule: messenger RNA, 1944 nt
Organism: Cuscuta epithymum
Lineage: Eukaryota; Viridiplantae; Streptophyta; Magnoliopsida; Solanales; Convolvulaceae
Source: the annotation of a GenBank genome assembly
AAAACUUUCGCCUCCGUGUGUGCCGUCGCAGCUUGGGAGACGUGAAGCUGUCGGUGGAAGGUUCGUUGCAAUCGCGAGAACAGGAAGGUGUGGGACCCUUUCUACACGUCCCGCCAAUUCCCCUCUCGGCAAUGUCAGAUAUUCGGCUCACCGACAGCUUCUCUUCCUGUAGUUUAUUCGCAGUGAGCUAGGUCACGGCUCUCGGCAGAUUCAUCACCAAUUACAGCUAAGCGUAUGCAUACCCUAAAUAAAUACGCAAUACCCAUAAGUAAGAUUAGCUUCUUGACCUAAAGCUAAGCAUUUUGGAUGGGAGGAGAGGGAAUGAGAAUACCCACCAUUCUCUCUCUCUCUGCGUAUACACCCAUUGGCCAUUGAGGCACUUGCAGAAGAUUGAUGCGCCUGGAUCUCUGAAGAACAAGAGUUACCAUCCAUAUUUGUUCUUGGAGUUUCACUUAAUCUUGCAUUUCGAUUGAGAAGUUCCUAGGUUCAAUACAAGGAGACAAGGAGUUGAGUAACACUGAACUCAUAACCAAGAAUGGAAAUGUUAGCACCCGAAACAUAUUCGUUGAAUUACUUGAGACUUGGUCUCAAAGGAUCUGGCAAGGGAAAAUCAAGAAAACCUCAAGUCCUUUCUAUUAUUUCAAUGCUUCUUGAGAAUUCUGUUAAGAAAAAUGAAAAGUGUAUGACAAGUAUAGCAGACAAAGAUCCCGUUACCGUAUUCCAUGGUUCAAGAGCCCCCGCUCUAAGCAUUCAACAAUACGUGGACCGUAUCUUCAAAUAUGCCUGUUGUAGCCCCUCCUGCUUUGUGGUAGCACACAUAUAUAUGGAGAAAUUCAUCCAAUGCACCAGCUCUUUUUUGACUUCCAUUAAUGUUCAUCGGCUUUUGAUUACAAGUGUAAUGGUGGCUGCAAAGUUUAUUGAUGAUGCGUUUUUCAACAACGCAUAUUAUGCAAGGGUGGGUGGUGUGAGCACUGCAGAAAUGAAUAUACUGGAGAUGAAGUUUUUGUUUGGUCUCGAUUUUAGACUUCAAGUUAGUGUGCAGACAUUCGAGAACUACUGUACACUCUUAGAAAACGAAGGAAAGAGCAUGACGAUGACGCUACAAAUUGAGCGUUCAUUACAGGCCUACUGUGGAAUCAAAGAGAGCUGCUGGUCAAACAAAGAAGACUCCACCUCUGCCCAAAUUGCUAGAUAACCUAUCCCUUGAUACUCAAGUGAUGUGUGGAGUCCAUGUGUACAUCUAUCUGGGAUUCAGAGAGCAUUUUACAUGUUUGUGGGUCCCUCGAGUCGUGGAUAUGAGGUGUAUAGGUUGAUGAUGUAUAUGAUCAACCUUGGUUUUGUCUGGCACCAUCUUUAUUUGUUGCUGUUGUUGUGCGUAAGGUGUACGUGUACCCUAAUUCCUAAUGAUGUUCCACUUAUUCAGCUUGCAUAUCAUUGCCUGGUUAUAUAUACAGAAGAGGAGGAGAUGCCUCAUUGUAUGCCUGGUAUUUUUGUUAGUUUUGUAUCCCUAAUCACUGAGUAUGUCUCUCCUAAAAGGUCUCUUCUAAAAGGUGUUCUAGAGUGUGAGAGGUGACUAAUUUGUUACCUGACAUUAAUAAUAAUGGGCGGGGUAUUUAGGUUGUAUACAACAUGCGAUUACUUCCUAGCAUCAGGAGUGGUGGAUAGACUCCUAGCCAGCUCGGAGGUCCUCAUUGAGUUCUGGAUUCCCUAAAGUUUUGGACUAUAUUGAGAUAUUCUAUAGAACAUAUUGAACUCCUUAAAUGGUGCCUCUUUACUCUCUAAUAUUUGCCUUUUCUACACUAGUGAAAACAUAUACAUAACACACUUCACUCAUCAAAUAAGUUGUUUUAUGAACAAGCCAACAAACUAGUAUAUCAUGCCGGUAGGCCCGGUACUAUAGUAGCUAAACUAGAAGGGGAAGGAGAGACGACUUUGGGCUUUGUA